Molecule: messenger RNA, 1479 nt
Organism: Pestalotiopsis fici W106-1
Lineage: Eukaryota; Fungi; Ascomycota; Sordariomycetes; Amphisphaeriales; Sporocadaceae
Product: zinc metalloprotease
Exons: 1
Coding region: 1-1479 (492 amino acids)
Biological process (GO): proteolysis
Molecular function (GO): protein binding; metalloexopeptidase activity
Source: RefSeq, a predicted model, not a curated record
AUGAAGGCGAAAAACGCAGUCGCGGGCAUCUUGCUGGGAACAAGUGCUCUUGCUUCCUCGCAAGUUUCGAUUGAGGAGCUCUUUGGUCGACAGAUUGAGCCGUCAUCUAUUCUCUCCUGCGACGCCACAAACUGGCCCAUCACCACGGUCGGGGGACCAAACCUACCUCAAGAGCCUUCAGAGAACCUGGUCUCGAUCCUAUCUCAGGUUGACCCCGCGAGAAUAGAAGCCAGUAUACUUAAACUCGUGUCUUUUGGAACUCGCCACACUCUCUCAACGCAAACAAACACGACUCGUGGGAUUGGCGCGGCGAGGGAUUGGAUUGCCUCGGAGUUCCAGACAUAUGCCAACGCCAGUGACGGCAGACUUGACGUAAACCUUAACAGCUACAUACAGCAGCCUGACGGCAACCGCAUUCUCUUUCCCGUCAAUAUUAGCAACGUUGUCGCGACCCUAAAGGGCACCGAGACACCAGAGAGACUGUAUGUUGUCUCGGGCCAUUACGACAGCCGCGUGUCCAAUGUCAAUGACUACGAAUCGGAUGCGCCCGGCGCCGAUGAUGACGCUUCGGGCGUCGCCAUUUCCCUGGAACUCGCGCGCAUCAUGUCGCGACCCGACCUGCCUCAGCCCCGGGCGAGCAUCGCCUUUGUAGCCGUGGCCGGGGAGGAGCAGGGUCUCUACGGAGCCCAACACCUGGCGCAGACGUACGCCAAUGCGACGCCGCGAGUCAAUGUCGAGGGCAUGUUUACCAACGACAUUGUGGGGUCCUCACGGGCCGACGAUGGGACAACGGAUCCCUACACGAUCCGGCUCUUUGCACAAGGACUACCGCCUCUGAGCGUGGAAAACUCCAGUAUCCGGGACACGCGCCUCACGAUUGGCGGCGAAAACGACACCCCGGCGCGCAGCCUGGCGCGACUGGUCAAGGAAGUCGCCGAAAAUACCGCCACGGGCAUGAACGUCUCGGUCGUGUACCGACUGGACCGCUACCUCCGCGGCGGCGACCACCGGCCCUUUCUCGAGGCGGGAUACCCGGCCGCGCGCUUCACCGAGCCCAAUGAGGAUUUUGCGCACCAGCACCAGGACGUCCGCGUCGAUGGCAGCGGCAAGCAGUAUGGUGACUUGCCCGAGUUUUGCGACUUUGACUUUAUUGCCCGCGUCGCCCGCGUCAAUGCGGCGGCGCUCUGGAGUCUGGCCAACUCGCCUGGGGCGCCGAGAAAUGUCAGGGUCAACUCGACGGUGCUGAGCAAUGACAGCGUCUUUUACUGGGACCCGCCUUCCGGGGGCGAAGACGACGUGGCGAGUUAUGAAGUGGUCUGGAGAGCUACGGAUGCCCCGUUUUGGGAUCAUGUGCUCGAUGUCGGGUUGAUUCAUAACGCUACGGUGAAUUUGAGCAAGGAUAAUGUCAUUUUCGGUAUCAGAGCCAAGAGUACUGAUGGUCUGAGAGGAGUAGCUGUGCUACCCUUUCCAGCAUCAUGA